UUCCCCGGUGACAAGUAGCAGUGGUGCACGGUGUGCUGCUGCUACUUGUCCCUGGGGAACCAAACGUCCACUCUUGUCUGGAUGCAGCACCUGAGAGUACUGUGCUGUUCUGGUUAUCUUUUUCCUUGAAUAAAUUUCAGAAGUGACUAAAUCUGCUUGUGACCACAAUAGCUGGGAUGUUAUAGACCUUUCCCAGGGAAAUGCUCUUCAGAAUACCAUCUGCAUUUGGAAACUUUGGACAGAUCCCAGCCUGUUGAGGUAUAAAGAACAGACCAUUAGAAACAGUCUUGCAUUGAAAGAGACUUGUAUUAAUAAAGUAUGACUGAAAUUAUGAUGAUACAGGAAUUCAGGGAGAAGAUGUCAUAAAUGGGUAGCAGCUGUAGUAUGAUAACAGGAGAGUGACCAACAUUUUCAACAGAGGCAUGGCAAGAAGCUAAUCGACUGUUUUUCUUUGUGAAUUCCCACGAAACUGAGACACAUACUGGAAAAAAUUCUGUGGGUUCAAAAAAUCUGCACCUAAGAAAUGAGUAAGAUGAUGUAAAUGUCAAGUUGAUAAAGACCUCAACAUUGACCUUCAGAACAAACAAGGAGAUGAAACUCAGAUGUGAUUAUCCUCUGAGCGAUUCUGUCACCCACAUUGUAGCAGAGAACAAUUCUUGUGGUGAGGUUCUGGAGUGGCUAAGAGGACAGAAGGUGAGGGACAGUUCAAGGUUUGAACUUCUUGACAUCUCUUGGUUCACAGCCUGCAUGGAAGCUGGAAAGCCAGUGGAUUCUGAGAUCAAACAUCGACUCAUUGUGCAACAAGCUUGUUCUGCUACUUCAGAGACAUGUGUAUCAGAAGCUUCAUCACUUGCUGCAGACAGAGUUUCUCAAUAUGCAUGUCAGAGGAGGACAACUCUAAAUAAUUACAACAAAAAGUUCACGGAUGCUUUUGAGAUACUGGCUGAAAAUUGUGAGUUCAGAGAAAACAAACUAGGUUGUUUGGAAUUCUUGAGAGCAGUUUCUGUGCUGAAAUUCCUUCCAUUUCCUAUAGUAAAAAUGAAGAAUAUAGAAGGACUGCCUUGCAUGGGAGACAAAGUCAAAUGUGUCAUUGAGGAAAUAAUAGAAGAAGGAGAGAGUUCUCAAGCUAAAGAAAUAUCAAAUGAUGAACGAUACAAAUCAUUCAAAUUGUUUACUUCUGUGUUCGGAGUGGGGUUGAAGACAACUGAAAAAUGGUACAGAAUGGGUUUUCGAACUCUGGAAGAAGUAAAAGCUGAGAAGACUCUGAAGCUGUCACGAAUGCAGAUAGCAGGGUUUCUCCACUAUGAAGACAUUGUUUCCUAUGUAUCUAAGGCUGAAGCAGAUGCAGUGAGCCUACUUAUAAAGGAUACUGUGUGCAUGUUUUUACCAGACGCUUUAGUGACCGUAACUGGUGGUUUCAGAAGGGGAAAGAAGACUGGCCAUGAUGUAGAUUUUUUGAUCACCAAUCCAGGACCAGAGGAAGAAAAAGAACUUUUACAUAAAGUGGUUGACUUAUGGGAAAAACAGGGCUUACUUUUAUACUAUGAUGUCAUUGAAUCAACAUUUGAAAAGGAAAAACGGCCAAGUAGAAAAGUUGAUGCUUUGGAUCAUUUUCAGAAAUGCUUUGCAAUUUUAAAAUUACAUCAGCAAAGAACAGGCAACAGCAAUAGCAAUAUAUCCAAAGAAUCUGAUAAAGCAGAAGUCAAAGACUGGAAGGCAAUCCGGGUGGAUCUGGUCAUAAGCCCCUUUGAACAAUAUGCAUAUGCUCUGUUAGGUUGGACUGGCUCCAGGCAAUUUGAACGUGACUUACGAAGGUAUGCCUCUCGUGAAAGGAAGAUGAUGUUGGAUAACCAUGCCUUAUAUGAUAAGACUAAGGCCCUGGUUCUCAUAGGGGACUUCAAUCACCCUGACAUCUGCUGGGAGGGCAAUACAGCAGUACACAAGCAAUCCAGGAAGUUUUUGAGGACAUUUCUCAAAGCUGAAAGUGAACAAGAAAUUUUUGCCCAUCUUGGCUUGGAUUACAUUGAACCAUGGGAAAGAAAUGCCUAAACAGCUUUGCCUGAAUAACUUCAUCAGCACUUAGAACAUUGUCAGUGUCUGCUUGUAGACUUCACUGCUAUAGCACCUUUUGAAAUGAGAUAUGCCUCAAAUAUCAGUGUGCCUUCGCUGUUUAUCAAGAAAAUUAUGGGAAAAAGUUAGAAUUCAUUAUAGAUGCUAAUAUUUUAAGUGCUUGUAGAAAAUAAUAUGUGGGAGAUGAAAUUUCAUCACAAGUUUUGGACAAGAGUGUCAAGUUAGUGUGUUUUGAAUGUUUUCAGACAUUGUGCUUGGUAGUUGUGCAAGAACAGAUUGUGAAAUUUUAAUAAUAGGUUAGCCAAUCACUUGUUUAGGGUGGUUUAGAUGAGGAUAACCCUGUCUUGAGUGGGGGGAAGAGGGCAGUUGGACUUAAUGACCUCCUGAGGCUCUGUCCAGCCCUACUUUGUUUUGAUUCUGUGAAAUAAAAACCUUACGUAAAAAUGA
Molecule: messenger RNA, 2517 nt
Organism: Alligator mississippiensis (American alligator)
Lineage: Eukaryota; Metazoa; Chordata; Crocodylia; Alligatoridae
Gene: DNTT
Product: DNA nucleotidylexotransferase
Exons: 15
Coding region: 592-2049 (485 amino acids)
Biological process (GO): double-strand break repair via nonhomologous end joining
Cellular component (GO): nucleus
Molecular function (GO): DNA binding; DNA nucleotidylexotransferase activity; DNA-directed DNA polymerase activity
Source: RefSeq, a predicted model, not a curated record